AUGAGUGCGCAAAGUCAGUUGCCAAAUCUCGAUAAAAUUUUUCGAGAUGAUGAUGAGCCUGAUUUUGUACCUUCUGGAGGGUCUAAUUUAGCUGCUAUUUUUGGGUUACAACCGAAGCUUCCAGAUCCUCAUUCUAAACAAACAGCUCCCAAGAAAAAUAAUACUCGAUAUAAUAUACAGCAAAAUGCACCAUCUACCAAGACAGAAGUUUUGAUAGCUAAAGCUGUAUAUGCUUUUAAAUUGCAAAAUGGUCAAUAUGUUUCCAUUGGAAAACUUGGUAUGGCAUUGUCAGGCAAUCUUACGACAAAACUAUAUCAGGUAAUUUUAUACAAGAACAAGCAAGAAUAUGUAUCUGUUGCCACAGUGACACAUGAAUUUGUAUAUACUAUACAAGCAAACAAUUAUGCCAGCUAUUACGACAAUAACAAAGAUAAUUGGUCUAUUUCAUUCGAGAAUAAUGACAGUUAUCUGGAAUUUGCAACAGAAGUAGGACUGGCACGUUACUUUGUAACACAAGAAAGGGGAGAGAAUGUGAUUUACCAAGAUUUAAUGCCAAGCAGUAAAGAUGUGAUUGCGAAAGAAGGAGAUAAUAUAUGCAUUAAAUAUUUCGUAGCAACUGAGAUAGUACAACCUUUUAAAACAAAUUUUGUGAUGUCACAAAUGACUGUAGAAAUAUCGACGGACGAGAAUUGGGAGAGACUUCUUCUGGGCACUGGCAAGGGUCUGAAACGAGUUUUAUUCUUACCUCCUAGCAAACAGAUUAGUUUAGGUCCUGGAUUUCCUAAAGAGAGAGAUAUUAUGCUAAUAAUAGAAAUAAUGGAUAUACGAGUACCGGAAGAAAAUCCGCCUGCAUCCAAAAGCUCCACAAGUGAAAAAGCUGCUAUAAUAUCAAGAAUGGCAAAAAUGGGUCAGUCUAUCUUACCAAAAAUGCCUGUAUUAUCCACUACUGACUCUGAAGAUACCGAGGAUGAUGCGCCUCAUAAACCUCAUCACAAAAAGAUUGAGCAAUCGGAAGGAAUUUCGCAGAAGAAGAAUUUGUCGCACGAGUCAUUAGAAGAAAAGAGAGCCGCCCGGAAAAUUGUGGAGACAAAAACUGAAAUGCCUUCUAUAGAUUCUAGUAUGUACAAGCCAUUGGUUGCUGCACCCCCAUUAACACAACAGUGGUCACCGUAUUAUGCUGGUCAUUAUGUAACGAUGGACAAUCAGAUGUAUCCUGUACAGCAGACUCUAAAUCGUACAAUACCAACCGCUCUAGAUCCCGGGAUUAAUAUGUUGCUAUCAGAAAGCAGAGUAGCAAAUGCGGAAAUACGAAUGGGAAUGUCCAAAGUAUCCGAUAAUGUUCAAAAAUUAUUGGAUAAGUUUCAUGCUCUCGAGCUUCAAAAUGCAACAACUCCUACCAUCGAAAAAACAACUUUGGAUACCUCUUGGAAAAUGUUUUUAGCUCUCAACGCAUCUCAGACGGCAAUAAAAGAUAAUGAAUUGCCAAAAAGUAUCGCUAAAGACAUAUCAGAUGAGAAAGUUCAGGAGGCACAGGGCAGAAUAAGUGCUUUAGAAAAUGAUCUAGAAAAAUCAAAAGAAGAGAAGAAAUCAUUGUUACAAAUCAACGAAGAUAUGAAUAAAAGACUACAAGAAUUAGUAACAGAACUGACUGAUACAAAGGACGAAUUGAAGAAAACCAAAGAAGCUUUAGAAGUAGCUAAAAAUACAAUUAAACAGUGUAGAGACGAAAAUGUUCAUUUAGAAGAUAAACUUUCUAAAUGUAAUAAAGAGCAGAUUCUUCAAGCCGAUGCAAUAUUUUCCAAACAGAAAGAUAUUGAACAGAAGAACAAAGAAAUUAAGCAAAUAAUGAAUAAAACAUAUCAUACAUUAUCAGAACGACUCGCAGAUGAAUCACGGUCUGAAUUAUCUUUUGAUUAUGUGAAGUCAACUAUCGCAAAUACAAUAAAGCAUAUUACUUUACAAGUAUUAUAUGAAGAUUCUGACGAAGAAGAUAAAGAAUUUAAAACAAAUAAAGAUAUGAUCGGCAUAGAUACUAAAAUUAUUGACCAGCAAUACGAACGAAUUGAAAAACCAGUAUUACACGCAACUAACGAUAAUAUCUCAAUAAAACGCUCGGACACUUCAACAUCUAAUACGAUCAUGCCUAUAUUUGAACAUGAACCACCACCUGUUCCACUUGAUGGCAUUGAUGAACUUGAUAGUGAUUGAUUGAUUGAUUGAUUCUCAUACUAGUCGAUUUUUUAAUAUGCCAUUAUUUCAUGCUGCAAGAAAACCAUAUUACUUCAUAAUAUAUUCACUAUUUUUAAGAUACCUGCAUAUACAUAUCUAAUACAUAUGUAUUUUUUAAUCUAUUUUAUUUCUAAUAAAUUGAGUAAUACAAAAUUUUGUAUCAGUUAAA
Linepithema humile (Argentine ant) is the source of this 2398-nucleotide messenger RNA. RefSeq names its product FK506-binding protein 15. The record is from RefSeq and is a predicted model, not a curated record. Lineage: Eukaryota; Metazoa; Arthropoda; Insecta; Hymenoptera; Formicidae.